AUGGAUUUUGUGAAGUCCUACUAUCAAACCACUGUCAAGCCAGUGGACAUCCCAGAGACGGCAAUUGCGCCACCAUUUGAGCUUUUCGAGCGUGUCCGCAUGCUGUUCAGGCUGAGCAACGCUGCUCAGACGUUUCAGAGGUUCAUCAACCACGUCUCUCGGAGACGUUCCUUUCUGUUCGCAUACCUCGAUGACCUCCUGGGGGCUAGUAUUUCCCCUGAGCAGCUCAACAACCUCUUGCGCUGCUAUUUUCGAAUUUCCAGGAACAUGGCCUUCUCUUCAAUCCCGCAAAUUGCUUUUGGUGUCCACAAGAUUGAGUUCCUCAGACACCACGUGAUUGCCGAAGGAAUCGGAUCAUGA
Molecule: messenger RNA, 360 nt
Organism: Dermacentor andersoni
Lineage: Eukaryota; Metazoa; Arthropoda; Arachnida; Ixodida; Ixodidae
Source: RefSeq, a predicted model, not a curated record